Stegostoma tigrinum is the source of this 3629-nucleotide messenger RNA. It is a transcript of the gene slc24a5, whose product is annotated as solute carrier family 24 member 5. Bases 153 to 1694 code for a protein of 513 amino acids. Gene Ontology annotation, biological process: melanocyte differentiation; calcium ion transmembrane transport; intracellular calcium ion homeostasis. Gene Ontology annotation, cellular component: membrane. NCBI's taxonomy places the organism in Eukaryota, Metazoa, Chordata, Chondrichthyes, Orectolobiformes, Stegostomatidae. The record is from RefSeq and is a predicted model, not a curated record. The transcript has 9 exons. Gene Ontology annotation, molecular function: calcium channel activity; calcium, potassium:sodium antiporter activity.
GACACAGCUGGGCGGCAUGAACGUUUUAAUGCAUACCCGUGGUUGCAAGUUAAAACUGAAACGUUCUGACUAUUCACCAGCAAAUGAGAGCUUCUUAGGAAUGUACAGUACCGUUUAACAAAAAAGAACAUUGUGGCGAUUUAUUAAGAGCCAUGAGGACUACAGCAGCUCUGAGAGCCAAGAAAAGGAGAGUAGAUGUGAUUUUCCUCGUGGUGGGGGUUAGUGCGGUUUUGUAUGGAAUAGCCCAUCUUCUCCACGAGGUUGCCUCCUCUAGUUUGCGUGCUGCUGUGAGAGCUCGUCGAGAUACAUCGGCGGAUAAUGAAACCAAGUGUGUACAGGCUCCUUCAUCCGAAUUUCCUGAAGGAUUUUUUACGCUCGAAGAAAGGAAGGAGGGUGGGAUCAUCAUUCAUUUUAUCAUCAUCCUCUACAUGUUGUUGGCUAUAGAUAUAGUGUGUGAAGAUUAUUUCCUACCUUCUCUGGAAGUCAUCAGUGAAUGUCUUGGUCUCUCUCAAGAUGUUGCUGGAGCAACAUUUAUGGCUGCGGGAAGUUCUGCACCUGAACUGGUCACUGCUUUUCUAGGUGUGUUUGUGACAAAGGGAGAUAUUGGAGUCAGUACAAUAGUCGGAUCAGCGGUUUACAACUUGCUUGGUAUCUGUGCUGCAUGUGGAUUGUUAACUACCAUGGCUUGUGAGCUGACUUGCUGGCCAGUGUUCAGAGAUUGUGCAGCUUAUGCGAUCAGUGUUGCAGCACUAGUUCUCGUUAUCUUUGACAAUGCAAUCUACUGGUAUGAGUCUGCUUUGUUGCUUUUGAUCUAUGCAUUGUACAUCGUGGUUCUGUGCUUUGAUGUCCGUAUAAAUCGGUAUUUAAUGGAGACGUUUAGCCCAUGCUGCACUUGUUUAUCACGAGCAAUGGAAGAAGGCAAUGAACAACAACUGCUGAUAGAUUGGCAAGAGAAAACUGGGCCGUUGGUCCAUCGCUGUUCUCGAUCUGACAGCGGGAUUUUUCGAGAGGAUUCUGAUUAUUCCCAACUCUCUCUCAGUUUACAUGGGCUGUCUGAGAAGACUGAAGACAAAUGCCAUGUUUUUGAAGUGCCUGAAUCAGAUACAAAGCGAAUCAUGUGGGUACUAUCGCUUCCCAUUGCUGCGUUGCUGUCCAUAACUACUCCAGACUGUCGUAGACAUCACUGGAGAAAGUGGUUCAUGCUCACUUUCUUCCUGAGUGCUGUGUGGAUUUCUGGAUUUACAUACGUAUUAGUUUGGAUGGUAUCCAUAGUGGGUGAAACCUUGGAAAUUCCUGAGACCGUGAUGGGCCUCACGCUGUUGGCAGCAGGCACCAGCAUUCCAGAUACAGUGGCCAGUGUACUCGUUGCCAGAGAAGGCAAAGGAGACAUGGCAAUGUCGAACAUUGUAGGAUCCAAUGUAUUUGAUCUGCUCUGUUUAGGAGUGCCUUGGUUUGUUAAAACUGCAUUUGUGGACCCAUCACCUGUACAAGUUAACAGCAGUGGCAUGACCUAUACAACAGCUUCUCUCCUCCUUUCCAUCAUCUUCAUGUUUGUGGCAAUUAAAGUCAAUGGAUGGAAAUUAGACAAGAAACUUGGAGCAACAUGUCUGCUUGUCUACGUGGUUUUCCUCACUAUCUCCAUUCUGAAUGAGCUGGGAAUACUAGGCAGUGUUCCUGUAAGAAUAUGUGACUAACAUUAAAAUGCAACUGACACUGGGCUAUAACGAAAGCUGAAGUUUUUAAACUUUUUAUCCUUUGAAAUACUAUCCUCAACCUCCAAGAGAAAUUAAGUUAUAUCAUUUUCCAUCUCCAUUUCCACUCAGACCACCAAACACACUAUUUAUCUUCCAAAUCUGUGUCCAGUUUUCUCCCAACUCUUAUUCGAGGUUCAAAUAUCUAUCCUUCCAUAGCUUUAUUAAAUCUCAAAUAAAAUGCUUGUUUUUCUCUACUGGUCUGAAACUAUCGUUUAAUCACAACAGCCACUUAAACAAAUCUCCUACAAUGUCCAGGAGUAUGGCUACAUACAGUCAUAACUAGACAAUCAGUGCACUAUAGUCUUUCCUAUCACACUAUUCCUAACCUCACGUUUCUACUGUAUUAGAGACAAUUAGUACUAUGGUUAUGCUGACAACUGUAAUCAUCAACUAUCCAGUAUACUGUCAGACUGGCAAAAACUGGGAAAGAAAUAUGCUGUAAAUCAGAAACAAAUUUCUGGAAAAGCUCAGCAGGUCUGGUAGCAUCAGUGAAGGGAAAUUUUGAAAGUUUGAGGAAGGUCACUUGACCUAAAACAUUAACUCGGGUCACUCAACCCAAACCAUUAACUCCAAUUUCUCUCCACAGAUGCUGCCAGACCAGCUGAUCUUUUCCAGUUAUUUGUUUUUAUUAUUGACGUUGUCAGACUGCAUUUGUUAGCCAUGCUUAAAAAGGACCCAAAAUUUUCUCCCACUUAAAAUACCAGAAUUUGGCAUCGUGAAGGUUCUUCCCCGGGCACAAGCUGGACCUCGCAAGUGGAACAGCAGCCAGAGUGUCAUAGAUGCUGAUCUAACCUUUUAUCACAGUUACAAUUACCUUUUCACCUAACAUUUCACUGCUGCCUUUUUGCUUCAAAGAUCCUUGUUCAUCCAUAAAACAGAGAUAGCAGCAGCAAAUACUGUGAUGUCUAACCUAGAUUGCUUUUGUUCACCAGCAUCCCAAGCUCUAACCUGAAACAUGUUUUCAGUGAGUUGAGACACAUCGUAAAACUGACCUUUAGCACAGUCCAUUUUUUAAACUUUACUCUUGAACUACAGCGUGUUUUAAGGCAAAUGGUGCUUUAUACAUACAAGUUUCUAUUGAUUAAACAGUUUACAACUUUCCAUGGACCAUUUUUGCAUGUAAAAUUAUGAAUACAAGAAUUUGGUAAAAUAUAUGUUGGACUACAGGGUUCCUAAUAAAUCAGAACAAUUCAACACAUUAUAACAAGUUCAUUGCAUGUAUUGAACUAUACUGCCUAGAGAUUUUAACCUUCACGACAAAAUCAAAAUACCUCUUGUUGGAUACUAUUGGUUUCUAUUGGUGUAGAUUAACUUACUGAGGUUUCAUUUUGUGAGUGUUCAAAAGGACUUCUUUCCCCCCCCAAACAGGCAUCUAGGAAAAAAGACACAAAAUUGAGUUAUAUUCCAAGCUAAAUUUAGGACAGGAAGUCAUGUCUCUCUUUCAACUUCAUAAAAACUUAAUCAACAUGAGAGAAUAAGCUUUUAGGGUUGGGGUAAACGAGCAGUUGACAAAAAAUCCCUGACCAAUAAAGGUUCAUACUCACAUCCCUGUAUGGGAGCACAUUUAUAACAUAAUUAAGGAUCCAACGCAAACAUUUCCUCAUUUAUCAACAGCUAUUUUGAAUAGUCUUGCCUAGUGUUUCAACUUACAUACAAAUUGACUGGAGAACAGAAUCAAGUGAAAUCCAGUUGAUGUCUAUACUGGUUCAUCCUCAAUUGUACAAUAUUGAAAAAUGUAAAAUCCAACAAUUUAGCCUUGUUUAUAACAAAAUGCACGUUACUGCCUUUUUUAAACAAAUGCAAAAUAUUACUGAUUUAAUUUUAAAAAUGCAUGUCAAAAAUAACGUAACAUCACUGAUCCAAAGUAAAACACAU